Urocitellus parryii (Arctic ground squirrel) is the source of this 3031-nucleotide messenger RNA. It is a transcript of the gene Polr3e, whose product is annotated as RNA polymerase III subunit E. The record is from RefSeq and is a predicted model, not a curated record. Gene Ontology annotation, cellular component: nucleus; RNA polymerase III complex. NCBI's taxonomy places the organism in Eukaryota, Metazoa, Chordata, Mammalia, Rodentia, Sciuridae. Gene Ontology annotation, biological process: tRNA transcription by RNA polymerase III.
AAGCGCGAGGGCGGCCCAGCUCCCCCCACGUGUCCACCGGAGUUUCUCCACCAGCAACAUGGCCGCUGCCUGACCCGAGAGCCCGGCCGCCGCCGCCUCUGCAGCCCGCGGAUACCUGGGCGGUUGCCGCCGUCCGCGCGCGGCCCCGGCGGAGAGAUCGAGUCCAAGGACUGCACAGCUGGCUCUCCCCUAGUAUGGCCAAUGAAGAGGAUGACCCAGUUGUUCAAGAGAUCGACGUGUACUUGGCCAAAAGUCUGGCAGAGAAGCUCUAUCUGUUUCAGUACCCUGUGCGUCCAGCCUCGAUGACUUAUGAUGACAUUCCACAUCUCUCAGCCAAGAUCAAGCCCAAGCAGCAAAAGGUAGAGCUUGAGAUGGCCAUCGACACCCUGAAUCCCAACUAUUGCCGCAGCAAAGGGGAGCAGAUUGCUCUGAAUGUGGAUGGUGCCUGUGCCGACGAGACCAGCACGUACUCCUCGAAACUGAUGGACAAGCAGACCUUCUGCUCCUCCCAGACCACCAGUAACACAUCCCGCUAUGCAGCUGCGCUCUACAGGCAAGGUGAGCUCCACCUGACCCCUUUACAUGGCAUCCUACAGCUGCGGCCCAGCUUUUCCUACCUGGAUAAGGCAGACGCCAAGCACCGCGAGAGGGAGGCAGCCAAUGAGGCUGGGGACUCUUCACAGGAUGAGGCAGAAGAAGAUGUUAAGCAGAUCACGGUGCGAUUCUCCCGGCCGGAGUCCGAGCAGGCCCGCCAGCGCCGAGUCCAGUCCUACGAGUUCCUGCAGAAGAAGCACGCAGAGGAGCCCUGGGUCCACCUGCACUACCAUGGCCUGAGGGACAGCCGCUCGGAGCACGAGCGCCAGUACCUGCUGUGCCAGGGCUCCAGCGGGGUGGAGAACACGGAGCUCGUCAAGUCACCCAGCGAAUACCUCAUGAUGCUGAUGCCACCCAGCCAGGAGGAGGAGAAAGACAAGCCUGUGGCCCCCAGCAAUGUCCUGUCCAUGGCCCAGCUACGCACACUGCCCCUGGCCGACCAAAUCAAGAUCUUGAUGAAGAACGUGAAGGUCAUGCCUUUUGCCAACUUGAUGAGUCUCCUUGGCCCCUCUGUGGAUUCUGUGGCUGUUCUGCGUGGCAUCCAGAAGGUGGCGAUGUUAGUCCAAGGAAACUGGGUGGUGAAGAGUGACAUCCUGUAUCCCAAGGACUCAUCAAGCCCCCACAGUGGCGUGCCAGCCGAGGUGCUCUGUAGAGGCCGAGACUUUGUUAUGUGGAAGUUCACACAGAGCCGUUGGGUGGUAAGGAAAGAGGUGGCAGCAGUGACCAAACUCUGUGCCGAGGAUGUGAAGGACUUUCUGGAACACAUGGCUGUAGUGAGGAUCAACAAAGGCUGGGAGUUCAUUCUGCCCUGCGAUGGGGAGUUCAUCAAGAAGCACCCGGAUGUGGUUCAGCGGCAGCACAUGCUGUGGACAGGCAUCCAGGCUAAAUUAGAAAAAGUCUAUAAUCUUGUAAAGGAAACCAUGCCAAAGAAGCCAGAUGGACAAUCAGGACCUGCAGGGCUGGUCUCUGGGGACCAGCGGGUCCAAGUUGCCAAAACCAAGGCGCAGCAGAACCACGCCUUCCUGGAGCGGGAGCUGCAGCGGCGGAAGGAGCAGAUGCGGGCAUCCACGGUUCUGCCUGGUGUACAGAUUAAGGAGGAGCCCCUGAGCGAGGAAGGAGAGGAGGAGGACGAGCAGGAAGCAGAAGACGAGGAGGAACCCAUGGACACUUCACCCAGUGGCGGCCUCAACAGUAGGCUGGCCAACGGAUUGCCUGCUGGGCGGGCAGCAGGCGGGGACAGCUUUAAUGGGCACCCACUCCCAGGCUGUGCUGGUACCCCUGUGGCCCAGGAACUGAGGGCCUUUGUGGAGGCCACUUUUCAGAGACAGUUUGUGCUCACGCUGAGUGAACUCAAGCGCCUCUUCAACCUGCACCUGGCCAGCCUGCCCCCGGGCCACACACUCUUCAGUGGCAUCUCAGACCGCAUGCUGCAGGACACGGUGCUGGCCGCUGGCUGCAAGCAGAUACUGGUGCCUUUUCCCCCACAGACUGCUGCUUCCCCGGAUGAGCAGAAGGUGUUUGCCCUCUGGGAGUCUGGAGACAUGAGUGAUCAGCAUCGACAGGUUUUGCUUGAAAUUUUUUCCAAAAACUACCGGGUACGCCGGAACAUGAUCCAAUCUCGGUUGACUCAGGAGUGUGGAGAAGAUCUAAGCAAACAGGAGGUGGAUAAAGUGCUAAAGGACUGCUGUGUAAGCUAUGGUGGCAUGUGGUACCUUAAAGGGACAGUACAGUCUUGACAAUAGUAGGAAACCACUGACCCAACAAAUCCAAGGAUGGAUGGCAGAGGUGGAAGUAAAGCCUCGACUUGCUUCAGAAGAUGCAGAGCAAGAGGAACUGCCCAUCUCAUGCCUAUGGCACUACGUGGUCCAGUGGACAGAGGGUAUGGUCAGGUUAAAUGAGCGCUCCCAGCAGAGACCCGCCGGAUGGACCUUUUUUGCAGUACAGUUUGAAAUUCCUGAUGUAUUUUACUUCAUUCUCAUAAUAAAGAGAGUGUAAUACUGACAUGGGCAGGAUGAUGAAAAUCAUGGUUUAUAUUCUCCUUUUUAAACUUAAUGCCAACAAAGUCAAAGUUAUGUUUACAAGAUGAAGAAAACCUCAAGGUUUAUAAUAAUUAAAAUGCCUAGAGGCCAAUAUUUAGUCUUAGGUUAUCUAUCUGCUAAGACUUCUGCCAAUUUCAUUAAACCAAACUGAAUUGUUUUACUCUUGGAUUUCUGUGGCCACUGUACCUUUACAAUAACCUACUUUAUGUAGCAGUCUCAACUGUUUACACAAACCACAGCAAAAAUUAGAAUCAAAUCCAUCUACUCUGAAGGUUUGCAUUUUUUUAUGCAAACCAAACCAGGUAAGUAUGAAAUGAUGUAUAAGUGAGGUUAUCACACUUUAAUGUAAAAGAUUUAUAUUUUGUGUAUUUUUAAAAUAAAUGCUAACACUAAACUGG